Messenger RNA from Myzus persicae (green peach aphid), 664 nucleotides. RefSeq lists its product as uncharacterized. The record is from RefSeq and is a predicted model, not a curated record. The transcript is spliced from 2 exons. The coding region runs from base 239 to 664 and encodes 141 amino acids. NCBI's taxonomy places the organism in Eukaryota, Metazoa, Arthropoda, Insecta, Hemiptera, Aphididae.
UCGUCGAAGGUUUAAACGUCUGAAUAUAUUAUACUGAUAUACGCACAUCGGCUUACACAGGGGAAAAAAAAUAAAACGCUUGCGUUUAAUUUACGAUGAAAAAUAAAUAGAUAAAAACAUAUGCUGUAAACCGAUCGUUUCCAAGAAUACGGUAUCCAUCAAAUUCAUUUUAUUUUAUUUGUUUUAAAAAUUUUAGUUAAAAAAAAAAAAAAAUUGCACGAGAGAUCAAAAUAGUAAUAUGACCGACGAUAGCCACGCACGAGAUUAUUCAAAAGGAGGAGUGCGGAAUACAAUUCCGCCGGACCAGAUCAAUAGACUGAGCUACUGUUUGCAUCCCGACGGUUACAUUAACCCCUACGAAACACCGGUCGCCUUAACCGAGUACCAGCUAAAGUAUUGUACUUUCAAGUUGGAAAACACCAAGCAAUUAGACGUAUCGCGUGCCGAACGGAACCGCGUGCUCGCCCUAAUGGAAAACCUGUCGACAGUCCAGCAGCGAUCGUUCACCAACCCACACGAUUCCCAUUACCCGGUCAUAGGUUCGACCGCGAUAAAGCCAGCUCUGGACCGGAGCAAAGAGGCUGAAAUGAGAAACUUCAAGAUGAACGGCUGGAGUGAAUAUCAGGCCGUCUACGACCGGUACGGGUACAAGGCGAUUGCGUGA